Messenger RNA from Cuscuta campestris, 1431 nucleotides. The record is from the annotation of a GenBank genome assembly. Lineage: Eukaryota; Viridiplantae; Streptophyta; Magnoliopsida; Solanales; Convolvulaceae.
ACCUACCGCCGUCAUUUCUGCAAUUAGCCGUCGCGGCUACCGGCUGGAAAAGGAAGACGAUGGUGGCAAAAAUUGGGAGGUGAUGGAGCCAUUGAAGCGUUGGCUGGAAAAGGAAUAAAUGGAAGCGAUAGGUGAAGAAGAUGAUGAGCCGCGAUCCAAAAAGGAAACUUCUUGGAAGUCUUCUUCCCGAUGCGCCUUUUCAAGGAAGGAAAGGAAAGCUUUCCGCCCAAAUCUUCUUCCCGGGAUUGAAAACUGUUCCGCAUCUACUCUUCACCAGGAAAUGAAUUCUACAGCGAAGGAAAGUCUCGCCCAAAUCUUCUUCUGAAUUUUUGAAGGAUCCAAGAUCUAGCCGAUACUCUCCUUCUUCAUCUGACUCUGGAAAAAUCUGUGCCAGUUCAAAAUUGGAUCUUUUUAUUUUCAGCUGGGACAAAUAAUAGUUCUUCAACUUGCAGUGGCAACCAGCCGAAACCAACCCGCAGCACCAGGCAGCCGAAAGAGGAAAACUCUCAUUGGAAUUUGUCAAACACGCUGCUACUACUGUGAAACAAUAAAAAGACCAAGCACAAGGAGAGGCAGGACAAACUACGGAGUAUUAAAAUUGUGCAGCAGCCUUUGUUCAGCUUCGUUGCAAGGUUAGUCAAACAAAUGGCAUUAUUUUUUAACACAAUAAAUUUGUGAUUUAAACAGUUUUGUGUCCAGGCCAGGAUCAAAGUAAAUAGAAGUGUUUGACAUGCACUGUACACUUGCACACUAAAGUUAAAUUAAUAAUGCAAAUGAAUUUCAAUGAUCCAAUCUGUUUGUGAUUGGAAUAUACUCUAUAUUCUAUUUCACAAGAGUAUAGCAUCAUAUAUAUGUACAAAAUACAUUUGUGUAGUGGGUGUUUGUUUUACAUCCUACCAACUCCAUAAAGACCGAAAUUGUCCCCUUCAAUAGACCAUGCCUCAGAACAUUAGUGUCAGGGCCACUGGGUUUGAUCCAGUAUUUUGUAUCCCUAAAAUGGACUAUCCAUUUCGGGGUUUUCUGGGUCAGUUGUGUUUUUGACAUGUAUUCGGAAGUAAAGGGUCAUGUAUCUGAUUUUUCCUAUAAGUUCUCCCAGUGUAUCCAUCUUUCUCAACAGUCAAGAAGUGAAGAGUUCAUAUUAAAUGUGUUUCUCUUUUUGAACUUCUCAUGAUUUGCUUUUAAUUUGAUUUACCUUUUAUAAAGCUUCGAAAACAUGUAGAACAUUCAGAGCAGCAAGUUUAACAGAAUAUAUUGGGAAAUGACAUACUCCGUAUGUUUUACUGCUGUUUAGUGCAAAUUUGAACAAAUUAUGUUGAGCAGAUGAGCUUUCUGAUGUAAUUAUUAUUUCCCCUGAUUCAUUAUAUCUUUGGAUGAUUUAUUAGUUUUUGGAUGAUUUAUUAGUGCAAAUUUGAACAAAUUAUGUUGAGCAGA